Molecule: messenger RNA, 1605 nt
Organism: Daucus carota subsp. sativus
Lineage: Eukaryota; Viridiplantae; Streptophyta; Magnoliopsida; Apiales; Apiaceae
Product: mitochondrial adenine nucleotide transporter ADNT1
Exons: 8
Coding region: 219-1271 (350 amino acids)
Biological process (GO): transmembrane transport
Source: RefSeq, a predicted model, not a curated record
AAGUAAACAAGAAAUGAAAAAGUUUAGUGGAGUUGAGAUUAGAAAACAUAGAUGCAUUAAUAGUACAAGCACAAGUAGAACGAGUGGAGACGCCGCCGCAUUACACGAACUUUAACAACUCUCGUCGUCUGGAAAGGGGGUUUUAGUUGGUGUCAAACACUAAUCACCGGCCGGCCGUCCGAUCAUUUAAGUAAUAUUAUAUCUAAUCAUUCGAUUCGAUGUCUUCAGAGGAUGUGAAAAGGAACGACUCUGCUGUCUCCACCAUCGUCAAUCUGGCCGAGGAAGCUAAGCUUGUUAAACCUCCCUCUUUAGAGCUCCUCAGUAUCUGCAAGUCUCUUCUCGCCGGAGGUGUUGCCGGCGGCGUGUCCCGGACUGCUGUAGCUCCUCUGGAACGACUGAAAAUAUUGCUACAGGUUCAAAACCCUCACAACAUGAAGUAUAAUGGCACCCUUCAAGGUUUAAAAUAUAUAUGGAGAACUGAGGGUUUUAAGGGACUGUUCAAAGGCAAUGGUACUAAUUGUGCUCGCAUUGUUCCAAAUUCAGCUGUGAAAUUCUUCAGUUAUGAGCAAGCUUCAAGGGGUAUCUUGUGGCUGUAUCAGCAGCAAACUGGCAAUGAGGAUGCUCAGCUGACUCCUUUAUUGCGCCUUGGAGCUGGAGCUUGUGCUGGAAUAAUUGCAAUGUCUGCCACUUAUCCUUUGGACAUGGUGCGAGGAAGAUUAACUGUACAGACGGAGGCCUCUCCUUAUCAAUACAGAGGAAUGUUUCAUGCUUUGUCAACUGUGCUUCGUCAGGAAGGCCCACGUGCUCUAUAUAGGGGCUGGGUUCCUUCUGUUAUUGGUGUCGUUCCGUAUGUGGGCCUCAACUUUGCUGUUUACGAAUCUCUAAAGGAUUGGUUAAUAAAAUCUGACCCGCUUGGACUUAAUGAUGGUUCUGAUUUGGGUGUUAUCACAAGGCUUGCCUGUGGGGCUGCUGCAGGAACUGUUGGUCAAACUGUUGCUUAUCCUCUUGAUGUUGUUCGGAGAAGGAUGCAAAUGGUAGGAUGGAAAGAUGCAUCUUCCAUCAUCGUUGGUGAUGGGGGGAGCAAGGCUCCUCUGGAAUAUACUGGGAUGAUUGAUGCCUUCAGAAAGACUGUCAAGUAUGAGGGAUUCAGAGCUUUAUAUAAGGGUUUGGUCCCCAACUCUGUUAAGGUGGUCCCUUCAAUAGCAAUUGCAUUUGUGGCUUACGAACAAGUGAAGGACAUUUUAAAAGUCGAGAUUAGAAUAUCCGACUAACACGGGAGUUCUAAUUUAUAAAGCUUGCAAUUUUUGUAGAUGAAAGGGGGGAGAGAGCUCAACUUGAGAGUUUACAUCCUCUUUCUUGAAGAAAACUAGUGAUGUUUAUUCUUGCUUUCCUUGUUUAGAUCAUUUCAAGUUUUAUUUGACCAUAUGCAUAUUUGUGCUUGUCUAGACGCUCUGUCAAUAAAUUGCAAGGAUAGUAGGAAGUACUGCCUUGCUGUAUUUGUAUUUGGUACUGUAUCCAUUAAUAAUUUACAUUGCUCCACCUGAGUUAAUUCUGAGAAGUAAUGGUCUUGCACUGUUUAAUGAAUCUGGUGCAUGGUUGCAUGAA